UUCCGGUUUUGAUGCAACAACGUGUUUCUCCACAAAACACAAAUUUAGCCCUAAUUCAGUGAUUUUAGGCAUGUGAUCAUGACUAACAAAUUACCUAGCAAUCUACCGCAACUCCAAAAUCUAAUCAAACGUGAUCCAAAUUCAUACAAAGAUGAGUUCAUGCAGCAAUACAACCAUUACCAGUCCAAUUUACAAAUCUUCUUACUGCGGCCGUCUCAGUACUCCAAGACCUUAUCAGAACUAGUAAUCUUCCUUAGUCAGGUUGCUCAUUGUUAUCACGAAGAACUUUCAGAGUAUCCACAGGAACUAAGAGACUUGCUACACCAACAUGCUACAGUUCUAGACAGUGACAUGAGAUCUACUUUGUGUAAGGCUCUGAUCUUACUGAGGAACAAAGGUCUGAUACCUGCUGUCAGUGUUUUGGAGCUCUUCUUUGAACUCUUUAAAUGCCAAGACAAACUGCUGAGGAAGACUCUUUACACCUAUAUAGUACAGGACAUCAAGAAUGUGAAUGCCAAACAUAAGAAUGCAAAAUUAAAUACGACUCUUCAGAAUUUCAUGUACACCAUGCUCAGAGAUAGUAAUGCUAUAGCGGCUAAAAUGUCUCUGGAUGUAAUGGUUGAACUGUACAGACGUAAUGUGUGGAAUGAUUCCAAGACUGUGAAUGUCAUCACAACUGCUUGUUUCUCGAAGGUUACAAAGAUUUUGGUUGGAGCCCUUCAGUUUUUCCUCGGAAGAGAUGAAGCUGAUGAAGUAUUGAGUGACAGUGAAUCUGAUUCGGAACAGAAGACAGAAAAAGAGCUUCUCCUUGGACACAGGGUUGGUAAGAAGUCGAAAAAACGACAGAAAAAGUUGGACAGGGCUUUGAAAGUAUUGAAGAAAAACAAGAAAAAGAAAAAAGUCCAGCCAUUUAACUUCUCCGCCCUUCACCUGAUUCAUGACCCACAAGGCUUUGCUGAGAAAUUAUUUCGACAGUUGGAGAGCAGUAAUGAGAGAUUCGAAGUGAAAGUCAUGAUGAUCAACUUGGUUUCACGACUAAUUGGAAUCCAUCAACUCUUCUUGUUGAAUUUUUAUCCCUUCCUCCAGAGGUUCCUUCAGCCACAUCAAAGAGAUGUGACAAAGUUACUUACCUACGCUGCUCAGUCAUGUCAUGAGUUGGUCCCUCCAGAUGCUAUGGAACCAGUGAUGAUGGCAGUCGCAAAUAAUUUUAUCACAGAGAGAAAUUCAGGAGAAGUCAUGGCUGUGGGGUUAAAUGCUGUGAGGGAAAUCUGUGCCAGGUGUCCAUUGGCCAUGGAUGAGGAUUUACUGCGGGAUCUUGUUCAGUAUAAAAACCACAAAGACAAAAGCGUGAUAAUGGCUGCCAGGUCACUGAUACAGUUGUUUAGGACGACCGGUUCACAUUUAUUGCAUAAGAAGGACAGAGGCAGACCAACAGAAGCUGCAAAAGAAGCCUCAUCAUUAGUGUACGGGGACGUGGACAGGAAAGACUACAUUCCUGGGGCUGAGGUGCUCAAGACUGUUGAGGAGAUUGAAAAGGAAAAACAAGACCAAGAUGAAUGGAGCUCAGACUCUGAGGAAGAAGAGGAGGCAGAUGAUGACAGUGAUGGCUGGGUUGAUGUGCAUCAUUCAUCAGAUGAGGAACCAGAGGUGACAGAAGAAAUGAACGCAAUGGCCCCCGAAGACAAAGUAGCGAAAGCAAAGGAUGUGACUCAAUCUCGUAUUUUGUCUCAAGAUGAGUUCAAACAGAUCAGAGUGAGGCAGAUGGCGAAAGAAAUGGACACAGAUAAGAAUCCAUCUAAUAAACGUAAACGGGAACCGUUAGAUGUGGAGCAAUUGGAAAGGGGAGAGAUAGUUAGAUUAGACGACAUUGAGCGUGUUCACAAGAAAAGAGCUCAUGAUUACAAGUCAAGACUUGCCACAGUCAUGGCUGGACGGGAAGGUCGUGAGAAGUUUGGUAAAUGGAAGGACACGAAGAUGAACCCGCAUGCAAGUACGACGAAUAAACAGAAGAAAAAGAAUCAGAACUUUAUGAUGAUCAAACACAAAGUGCAGAAAAAACAGAAAAGAUCAUUUAGAGACAAACAGCUGGCUCUGAAACAUUCCCUGCUGAAGAAAAUGAAGAAUAAGAUGCGAUAGGGAAAGGAAGAGACUGAGUAACUGUUAACUGUAAACCCCUUUUUUUUAAACUUAAUAGUUUGUGGUUGUGGCAUCAGGCAGUACAAUCUCAAAAAUUCGGGUCUUCAACAUGUUUAACGGUUUUGUCGUUAAAGUUAAUAAAAAGUCGAUUAUUUA
Messenger RNA from Lineus longissimus, 2292 nucleotides. RefSeq names its product protein SDA1 homolog. Gene Ontology annotation, biological process: ribosomal large subunit biogenesis; ribosomal large subunit export from nucleus. Gene Ontology annotation, cellular component: nucleolus. The coding region runs from base 79 to 2136 and encodes 685 amino acids. The record is from RefSeq and is a predicted model, not a curated record. The transcript is spliced from 16 exons. NCBI's taxonomy places the organism in Eukaryota, Metazoa, Nemertea, Pilidiophora, Heteronemertea, Lineidae.